AUGCCAUUUGACCUCUCAGGGUUCUUCUAGCAGUAUUUAACUGGUGCAAGGGGAACACAUUUGCAAGUGUCUAUGGUUGACAUGACAGAUUCUCGUGUUACUUCACACAAUGUUCAAAAGGCAGAAGUCCCUUGCUUCAGAACAAAAGAAAGGAUUAUUUUCCCAAGGAGCUACACAGUCCCUAUUGAAGAAUGAUAUGAGAAAUUUUCAGUGUUUGUCGCAAUUUGUACUCUCAGCGGGCCCUCUCACGGCAAUUCCAGGAGUCAAACAUUCAAAAACUACUCACUUUGAGAUUGAAAUACUUGAUGCUCAAACAAGAAAACAGAUAUGUAUUGUGGAUAAGGUGACACAAACAUCUACUAUUCAUGAUGUUAAACAAAAAUUUCACAAAGCAUAUCCAAAGUGGUACCCUUCUCGAGUUGGUCUGCAGCUAGAAUGUGGUGGACCUUUCUUGAAGGACUAUAUCACCAUUCAAAGUGUUGCAGCUUCCUCUAUUGUCACACUCUAUUUUACAGACCUUGGCCAACAAGUCAGUUGGAUCACAGUAUUUUUGGCUGAAUACACAGGACCUCUGCUUAUAUACCUCCUUUUUUAUUUGAGGAUUCCAUAUAUAUAUGAUGUGAAAGAGAGCUCUAGAAGAUUACGCCACCCCGUGGUACAGUAAGUGAUUCAUCUUGCUUGCUUUUGCCAUUGUAUACACAUCAGAUACCUUUUGGAAACCUUAUUUGUUCACAAAGUUUCUGCAGGACAUACAUCUUUGAGAAAAUUUAAAGAUUUAUGUAUGGGUUGUGCCUUUUACUGGGGAUUCACUUCUUGGAUUGCCUACUACAUCAAUCACCCAUGGUAUACACCACCAGCAUUUGGAAACAGGCAAGUCACAGUAUCUGCUCUCAGUUUUCUGAUUUGUGAAGCUGGAAAUCAUUUCAUCAAUGUGAUGUUGUCUCAUCCCUAUCACACAGGAAAUAAUGCCUGUUUCCCAAGUCCAAAUUAUAAUCCUUUCACAUGGAUGUUUUUCCUGGUUUCAUGUCCUAACUACACCUAUGAGAUUGGAUCAUGGGUUAGUUUCACAGUCAUGACACAGACAUUGCCAGUUGGAAUUUUUACACUUCUGAUGAGUAUCCAGAUGUCUUUCUGGGCAAAAAAGAAGCAUAAGAUUUAUUUGAAGAAAUUCAAUUCAUAUAUGUAUAGAAAAUCAGCAAUGAUUCCAUUCAUAUUGUAAUAAAAUAUAAGUAAUUUUAUCUCAUAUAGAAAA
Messenger RNA from Microcebus murinus (gray mouse lemur), 1252 nucleotides. The record is from RefSeq and is a predicted model, not a curated record. Lineage: Eukaryota; Metazoa; Chordata; Mammalia; Primates; Cheirogaleidae.